AUGUACCUCAAAUGUUCUGGCCAUUUGCAGCAGAGGCAGCCUUUUGGCCUACUUAGGACAUUUGGAUGCCUUGCCUGGGUACAUCUGCCCAAGGCAAAAAGGAAAAAGUUAGAUGAUACUGCCAUCCCUGCAAUCUUCAUUGGAUAUGAUGAAGAGCACAAGGGAUGGAAAUUCAUCUCAAAUCAGCACAAUCCUCCCAUCUUUUGGUCAAACACUGCAAGGUUCUUGGAGAAUAAGUCUUGGCAAGAUUGUAUGGAGACACAACCACUUCAAGAAAUAGAUACAAUACAACAUGACAACUCAGAAGAUGUGGAAGAUCUGAGGUAUACCAAUGAGGAUAUCCAUGAUGAACAACUACAACGACAGAUCAAUCACAUCUACCGACCAGACAAGGAUGGGACCCAGGGAAUACCACAACCAACAAAAUCUGAUGAAAUCCAAGAAGGUCUGGUGGAUGAUAGGAUCAAAUCAGCACAAAAAGUUUACCCAUGA
Ustilago hordei is the source of this 492-nucleotide messenger RNA. RefSeq lists its product as uncharacterized. The coding region runs from base 1 to 492 and encodes 163 amino acids. The record is from RefSeq and is a predicted model, not a curated record. The transcript is spliced from 2 exons. NCBI's taxonomy places the organism in Eukaryota, Fungi, Basidiomycota, Ustilaginomycetes, Ustilaginales, Ustilaginaceae.